AUGACUCCCCGACCUACUGUCCAAUUAGAAACACUUGUUAAAAGGAGAGAAAAAUAUUUUGCUAGACUACAAGCUCUAUAUGAUGUUGGCAAAAAAUGUAUACAAUUAGCUCAACAAAAACAAAGCUACACUGCUGAGUUAGACUCUUUUGUUUCUCGCUUCCAGCGAAUCGAAGAUGAUUAUGAGGCUUUUGAGCAAGUAUCUGACGAAAUAAACAUUGCAAACACUCAGGUAGAAGAGGGUGAAAAAAUUGAUGUUACUAAAGCUUCAUUGGCGUAUGAUGAGAUUUAUUUCAAUGUGAAGACAAUUGCUCGUAAGAUGAAUGUAGGGAAUUUAAAUACACAAAGUAAACCGGAAACUACUCAAUCAUCUGUCCCAACACAAUCUUCUCAAGUAGCGAGACUACCAAAACUGGAAAUUGAACCAUUUGAUGAAUCAAUUACAGCUUGGCCAAACUUUUAUGCCCUCUACACCUCUAUGAUCCAUAAGAACGCUUGCCUAACCAAGGUAGAAAAACUUACAUAUUUACGUAGUUUACUAAAAUCUCACGCACUCUCUCUUAUUGACACUCUAGCAAUAUCAGAAGACAACUAUGAUAUUGCCAUGCAAAUUCUAAUUGAACGAUACCAGAAUAAAAGAUUAUUAGCUUCAAGUUAUCUUGACAAAAUAUUAUCUUUUCGCCAAAUGACAGAGGAUUCAACUAACUCUUUCUCAAACUUCAUGGAAGUAUUCAACAGUAAUUUGUCAGCUGUGAAGGUUCUUGACAUUGACGAUUUAUUUGAUUUCACUAUGCUCCACAUUGGUUUACGCUCUUUGACACCAAGUACUCGUAAGGAUUUUGAAAGCCAUCAUUCAAGUAAUGAUAUCCCAAAGUUUGAAGACCUUAUCAAAUUUGUCCAACAACAGCUCAAAAUUCUAGAAAUCACUAAUGAUCCCAAGGGAAAAUCAAAACCUCACAAACCUACCCAGUUCUCUAAGCCAUCAAGCUCUCGCAGUGCAAUGCUCUCUACUGUGAAUACAAUUCACUACGAUAAAGGGAAGAAUGCUUCAUUAACGUGCCCGUGCUGUCAGGACAUCUCUCACAAGAUUUAUGGUUGUUCAAAAUUUAAAGGCAUGAGUGUAGCGCAACGAUAUGAUCAAGCUAAAAAGAGUGCCUUAUGUUUUUCUUGCCUCGGAUCUCACAUGAUAUCUGAUUGUAAAUCUAAGUCUAAGUGUUUCAAAUGCUCUGGUAAACACCACACUCUCCUACAUCGUUCAGAUAACAGUCAAGUGACAGAGUCUAAGCCUAAUGCUGGAAAUAAUGUAGAACCUAAGACUUGCCACUACACUAAUACUUGUUCAAGUACAAACAUGCUACUGAGUACUGCUAUUAUUGGCAUCCGUGAUAACGAUGGUGAACUAAAACAGGUAAGGGCCAUCAUCGAUGGAGGGUCACAAACUAGUUUAAUUACUACAGAAUGUGUUGAACGCCUUGGUCUAAAAAGACGUUACAGCAAAAUUACGCUUAUGGCUGUAGCUAAUACAUCUGUCUCCCAAAACAAAGGCUCUGUAAUGUGCAGUAUAAGCCCAAUCUCUACACCUGAAACUGAAUUGACAACUGAAGCGAUAGUGGUACCUAAAAUUUCUUCUGAUCAACCUAACAUCCAAUUAGAUCGCUCUGUACAGUCAAAAUUCUCUAAUUUAAAGCUAGCUGAUCCCACUUUUGACCAAAGUGCACCCAUUGAUUUUUUGUUAGGAUCUGACUUGUACUAUGAUAUUAUUCUGGACUCACACAAUAUAAUCAAAGGUCAACCUUCCGCUUUGGCAACCAUAUUUGGAUGGAUUAUUGGUGGCAAAGUACCAAGCAUUUCUUCUACAAAUGAAAACUCAUACUUUCUGACCUGCUGUGAGUCUGUAGAUAAAUCAAUCAAAAGAUUUUGGGAAACAGAGUCAGUAAACACUAAGAAACCUAUCAAUCCUGAAGACAUUGAGACUGAAAAUCAUUUUCAAACUACUCAUUUUCGUGAUGAAACAAAUAGAUACGUAGUUUCACUGCCUGUAAGAUCAGACAACAUUUCGUUACCUAACACAAGAGAAAUCGCUAAGCACCGUCUAAUAAAUUUAGAAUCAAGACUGAAGAAAACCCCAACGAUGUAUCAGGAGUAUAGGGACUUUUUGAAUGACUACAUUGCUCAAGGUCACAUGAGCAUUGCGACUACCCCCUCUACGUACAUCAUCCCUCAUCACUGUGUAAGGAAAGAAGAUAGUAGCACUACCAAACUCAGAGUAGUUUUCAAUGCCUCUUUCAAACCUAAAAAUGAUGAUAAGUCAUUAAAUGACAAUUUGUUCCCAGGUCCUAAGCUGCAAAAGGAUAUAACUGAAAUUAUAACAAACUUUCGUCUUCAUUCCAUUGUUGUGUGUUCAGAUAUUAAGCAGAUGUAUAGACAGAUUGUUGUAGCUCCUGAGCAACGGAGUUUGCAACACAUAUUUUACAGAACCUUACCAAAUGGACCUAUUGAGGAGUAUGAACUCAACGUUCCCACGUAUGGUGUCACAUCAAGUGCAUUCCUAGCCCAGCGAGUUUUGUUGCAGCUUGUCAAAGAUUUUUCGUUUUGA
Molecule: messenger RNA, 2595 nt
Organism: Macrosteles quadrilineatus (aster leafhopper)
Lineage: Eukaryota; Metazoa; Arthropoda; Insecta; Hemiptera; Cicadellidae
Exons: 1
Coding region: 1-2595 (864 amino acids)
Source: RefSeq, a predicted model, not a curated record